AUGACACCUGAAGUCUUUUCAAUCGAUCUGACAGUAGAUAGAGAUGUUGUAUCAGAGGUUUUACGUGCAAUAUUGCAUACAAUAUUAUUCUAUAGAGUUUUUGGAAACAUAAAACCUAGAGAAGUUGAUCUGUUGGAUAUCACCUAUUCAGCAAUAGAUGAUCCCGAGAUUGAAAAAGUAGUUGAGGAUAAAGUGGAACAAUUUAUUCAUAAUUUAGAACAUCACGGUAAUCAAAAGGGUCAGAUUGCUGUAAUGUUUCAUGAAAAAAGAACAAAAAAAGCUUGGUUUACUAAAUCUGAAGAAGAAAUCUGUUGGGAACAAUGGGCUGUCACUUUAACAACUUUGAUAUGUCGUACCGAACGUGAUAAAUUAAGGGUUCGUAAAGACAUGGAUAAACAACUUUAUUCUUGCCUUUUUAACAUUAUACGGUUUGUAAAUGAUAAAAAGGAUCAUAUUCCGCCAAUCACAACACCAGAUGCUAAUCCAUUUCCUUAUCAGAUUGUUAUCCCUGCUACAAAUGAUUCUUGGGGUUCAAUUUUGAAAAGAAUGUUAACAGAGUCUUCACAACCUAUAUAA
Molecule: messenger RNA, 576 nt
Organism: Diversispora eburnea
Lineage: Eukaryota; Fungi; Glomeromycota; Glomeromycetes; Diversisporales; Diversisporaceae
Source: the annotation of a GenBank genome assembly